AUACGUGAUGGCAGGCGAAGGAGCUGGAGGAUGAGGCUCUGAUUCCUGUACCCACAACAGCACAUGUGUUUCUGAGGGGGAGACCACCAUGUUUUCUUCCAGUAUGGGGGGUGGGCGCUUCCCACGAGGUUUACUUUCUGUGCGCCCCACCUCCAUCCCAUACAACUCGGAGCAGCAGCCCAGGACCUGCGAGCAUUUACAACAUCAGGCAGCAAAUCAACAGCGGUAUAAACUUGAGAACAUAGGGGGCCCGAAGCUAUGGCGUCAGAUGAUGAUCGGGUUCACAUGUGCAGCUCUGGUCGGCCUGCUUAUGUUUGUGCUGGGAAGCGCUUUUAUCGCUGAUGCUGUUCACUCAAAAUAUUCUGUCUCUAUUAUGCUGUGCAUCAUGGGAAUGGUGUGUGGUCUGAUUGUGUUGGUGGGCGUGGUCAUACUGGGGAGACUGUUCAUCAGCAGGAAAUGGAGGUUCAACUCCAAUCAAACGCAACAGCAUCCUAACCCUGCUUGUUUCCAUAACUGCUCAGUGAUCUACACGCCAUCCCAGGAUCAGUACCCAGCAGGGAUGUGUACAGACCCGCCCCCAGCAUACGAUCCAAUGCCCCCUCUCCCUGGGCAGGGCAUCCAGAUGACCACCAUCAUCCACCCGGGCCACACCCCUACACAGACCUCCGUGGAGGUUCACCGCCCUGUUCAACUCGUCAUGCCAAAGCCUCCCAAGUACUCAGAUGCUGUGGCACCGCUGCCCGCCUAUGGGGACCCAGUCUGACAAACACUACUAUCCACCUGACCCCAGCCUCAGGGGUGCCCCAGCCUCAGGGGUGCCUCAGUACUACUGUGCAUCCUUUCUCUCUCUCUCUUCGGGUAUUAGUGAUGUAGAUAUUGUGACACCUGUGACUGAGUUUAUCUCUGAGUAGUCUAUGGGUAAUCAGGAAAGGGCAGUCCAUUUUCCCCCAUGAGCAGAUGUAUGUUUACCCUCCCACGAGUAGAGAUAUGUUUACUCCCCAUGAGCAGAUAUGUUUACCCACCCUGUCCUGUAUCUGUUGCAGCCUAUAUGCAAAUAUCCCUUUUUUAUUUCUGCUGCAGUAUUGCAUGGAUAGAUCAAAUACAUGACUAUCCUGUUUUCACAGAUAUGUUAUUGAUUACAUGUUGCUGGUUUCACUAUAUGCGCACAUAUGUGUAAUGCUGUUGUUUACUUUUUCAUAAAAUACUGGUAUUGCAAUAUCUGACCCACUGAAUUUAUGUUUUGCCAGGUGUCAUUGAUUGAAAUCAAAACCAUUAUUUCCUUUCUUUUUGAAAAGAAUUCCGGAAAAAAAUAUUAAAAAUGUCAAGGUGGGUUUGAAUGUAAACAAGCCCCUCUCACACAUAUUGGUCCUGUACAAGCAUCAAUACAUCUCCUCAUCAAAAAUCUUUACGUGACAUGAAAUAGUAUGAUGACCAAUCAUCGUACUUAAUCUAAAGAUAAGACUCAUGGUCUCUUACAUUGCAUAUUGACCAGCUUUACAUUUAUCCUGGGCUGGAUGAAUCUCUUGGCUAUAAAGGUUGCUGUAGUCCAAAUUAAAGAAUAAGGAACUAAAACAUUGCUAAUAAUGAUUUAUGGAUGUGCACCAGCUAGUUGAUAACAUUUAUUAUGUUGUAUCAUUUGAAUGUUGAGAAAUUCAGAUCGGUUUGUGGGGAGGCUAAUCUAUCCUAGCAUCACAGGAUAUGGUAUUAGUGAACAAGCAGAGCCUAAUGCUCUAUUCCGAUAAGCCAGUAUGUAUUUCCUUCAUUCACUGCUAUCUGCUUUGGUGAUGGAAUCAGUGUUAUAACAGAAGGAAGUUGUUUCCCAACUUAUCUUUGUAAGUUAAUUGAAUGUUUAAAGACCUGCAUAAUUAUUAAAUGUUCCAGUCCGAUGUCUCUUGAUUGUGAGAGAUUACAUGUACACAGUACUUGUCGUCUUCUGAACUCUAGCAACACAAAGUAAUUAGUGCUCAGCAUCCAUGAUAGAGAGGUGUUCUUGCUAUGUUUAAUGUGGCCAUCAUGUUAAAGUUUAUUUAUCACUGCAUACCACAAGAUGUUAGCUUUUGUAUUUAUAGUGGAUCACAUUUGUACAGUGCCACUGGUGUAUUCAAAAGGGGCGUUUGACACCUUUUGGUUAUGAACUUUUUAGAUAGUUUGCACAUGCAUAAAAGAAUACAGACAAGGACAUUACCUAUGUGCUAUUCAUUUUGUUUGCUGUUUGUCUGAAACAAUUCUGGAUUGAUCAGUGAGUGUUUGUUAUUUUUUUAGAUAACUACCCUAAGUGCACGUGUGUAUGAGAGUCUUAUGCAGCCUCAUGCCUCAGUUGAUGUCUAAUUUUUUGAGCCAAUCAAAUUGCACAAAUUUUCAAUCUGUCUUUCAAUAGCUGAAAUCAGCUGCUUCCUAUCUGGACUAGACUCUUAGACUUGAGUAAAGUUUGAUAAUUUUUAGAGAGUUCUGGGCAAUCAUUUAUAUGGUUGCUCCCAUAACUUAAGAAGAUGUGGAAAUUGAUUGUGUUUAUCACUCUUGUGAUAUUUGUUUGGAACUGCAAGUCAUCCUCAUUCACAAAAGUUCUCAAUUUAUGUAUAUAGUUGUAGCUGUUUCUUUUCCCUUUAACUCAGAUUGUACUUACUAGAUGAAGUUUGCAAAUGCAAGGCAAAACUAGAGAGUUCAAAACCAAGAGCAGAUUAUAGCCAUAAAGCUUUCAAAUGUUCAGUAUUCCAGCUUGUGCUUGCUGUGAUACAACUGCCUGAAGAAUAAUUACUUUAGCAUGAAGAUGGCACCCAGAAUAUAAAUGUAACAUAAAGUAGUGUGUUCAGGGAAUAUAACAUGAAAUAAAAUCAGAUGAGUAGUGAGUUUGUGUGGAGGGAAGUGGAGGGGAGAUAUAGACCUGUGCAUGGUUUUGGCACAAUGGUUUUGAAGGUCACCAGCAUCAUUAAUAUACCAGAAUGCACUGUAGAGGGUUAAGUAAAUUGCUUAUGUAUAUUGUAUAGUAUAUUGCUUAUUUAUCAUGACACCCACAAUUAUCAAAAAACACCGAUGGUGAAAAAGAAGUGUUAUCAAGGAAAGCUAUGCCUUUCACAGAGCUUUAGAGAGGUUAUGUUAUUAUAGUUUGCAUUGUACUCCCCACUUUUGAAGUGCAUUUGUUAUUCACCUGUGUAGAUUUAAGGGCAGCGUGAUGUCAUUACCUAGUGAAGAAUAUGUAUGUGAAAAAGAUAAGAAAAGCAGACAGAAACCAAAUGGUCCAUGUAUGGUGUAUGUAAUUAAUUGUAUUCAUAUGUAUGUAUAUUUGUAGACUGGUACGUUAUUGUUUCUUAUUACAAAUCUGUUUGUGUGGUUCAGCAUUUUUAUCAUCAAUAUGUAUUUAUUCUGUAUAUAAUUUACAAAAGAUCGUUUUGUUUAAAAGUCUUGAUUUUGAAGAUUUUGAUUUUACAUUUUGUUAAGUUUUGCCAUUUCAGUGCUGUGAUACUUUUUAUUUCACCAACACACCCAAAGUUUUAGACAUAUUUUAAGGUAAUAUUAUCAGUUUGAAGCCUUACGUUUUGAGAUGCAGGGUACAUAAGACUUUACGACAAAUAGACAUGUUAUUACAUUUCUUUCUAUAACUGGCAUUUCUGCUGGCUUCUUUGUGACUGAUUUUUCCUGUUUUAUGUUUGUCCUUUUCUGUAUUUUUACGUUACAUUUCAUACAAAGCAGAUCUGUCCCGCAUUACACGGAUUGUUAAUAGGAUUAUAUUGGUCCAAAUGGAUUGAUACCAUAUUUAUGUUUUCUUAUGUUACCUCUGUUUAGUCUGGUAUAAGUUGUAAGGAUAAAACCAUUAAUUAUAUGUAUUUUACGUAUACAUGUCUAUAUUUCAUUAACCCCUUCCUUUUGUAAACUGUUUUGUUUUGUUCAUCUCUUAUUAUUUACCAGUAUCAUUUUUUAUUUUUAAAUGAUAUUCUACCUGGGCUAUUAUAAAAUGUAAGUAGGCCUACUGGUGCUUGGAAUGGCUUUAUUCUUAAUUAAACUGUCAUGGACUCCAGGAUGAGCCCAGUAUUAAAAUCGUUGUGCCAGUAUUCACUAUUCUUCAAAACCAGUACAAACUGACAUAUAUUUACCAAUACAAGCUGACAUAUUGGUCAGAUAUGAAUCAUUUUCUUUGUAUUAUACAUGGCAUAUCACUAAAUAGCAUUCCACUGUUGAGUUGCACUGUAAUGUGAUUGAUAGCUCACGCAUACAUGAUAUACUGGUAAUGGUUUUAGCACAGUUGUUUGCUUCGUUGAAGCAUACCAUGGAUGACACAUACCCCUAUACCAUGGGAAUACAUAAUAUGUAUAUCUGUGAUGUGUCUCCACUAAGCCUUGUAACCUGUAUUAAACU
Messenger RNA from Liolophura sinensis, 4350 nucleotides. RefSeq lists its product as uncharacterized. The record is from RefSeq and is a predicted model, not a curated record. The coding region runs from base 89 to 763 and encodes 224 amino acids. The transcript has 4 exons. NCBI's taxonomy places the organism in Eukaryota, Metazoa, Mollusca, Polyplacophora, Chitonida, Chitonidae.